Dentiscutata erythropus is the source of this 231-nucleotide messenger RNA. The record is from the annotation of a GenBank genome assembly. Lineage: Eukaryota; Fungi; Glomeromycota; Glomeromycetes; Diversisporales; Gigasporaceae.
AAUGAAGAAAGUUAUACGAGUGACUUUUCAGAAAUUGAUUACACAUCAACCACAGUAAUGAAUGCUUAUGAUCCUCAAUUUAACGUUUAUGAUAAUACUUACUAUCCGGUUAUUGAUUCUCAUUUUAAUAACAUUUAUGAAAAUAUUGAUCAAUAUUAUCAAACUGAAACUUUAAUUCCAACUCAUUUUAAUACUUUUACAAAUUCUUUAUCGUUACCUAUCGUUAAUUAA